Fusarium coffeatum is the source of this 684-nucleotide messenger RNA. RefSeq lists its product as uncharacterized. Gene Ontology annotation, biological process: mitochondrial respirasome assembly. The record is from RefSeq and is a predicted model, not a curated record. Lineage: Eukaryota; Fungi; Ascomycota; Sordariomycetes; Hypocreales; Nectriaceae. Gene Ontology annotation, cellular component: mitochondrion. The transcript is spliced from 3 exons. Bases 1 to 684 code for a protein of 227 amino acids.
AUGGCUGACGCCCCUCCUUCACUCCCGGGCCCUAUGCCCUCAUCUUUCGAUGGCGACUCGGAAUUUCAUAAUGAACGUCCUAUGCAAAAGGUCGUUCGAAAGAUCAAAGAGGAGCCCCUGAUCCCUCUCGGAAUUGGUUUGACUACUCUUGCCUUCGUCAACGCCUACCGAGCCCUCCGUCGCGGCGAUUCAAAGCAGGCAAACCGCAUGUUCCGAGCUCGUGUCGCAGCUCAGGGAUUCACCGUCUUCGCCAUGCUUGCCGGCAGCAUGUAUUACCAGAAGGAUCGAGAGAAGAGCAAGGAACUCCGCCAGCUCCAGGAGCAGAAGGACGCCGAAGAGAAGCGCCAGAAGUGGAUUCGCGAGCUCGAGGCUCGAGACGACGAAGAGAAGGCUAUGCGCGCAAGACUCGAGAAGAGGAGACAACAAGCCCAGGCUCAGCGGGCCGAGGACGCUCAACCAACCGCUGCCCCUACUGAGCUAAAGCCUGAGGGCGCCGAGACAUCCAGCAAUGGAGGAAUUCUGAGCCGAAUUGGUCUGUGGCCCCAGGGCAGCAAUGAGGAGAAGAAGGGCAUCGAGAAGGUUGUCGACGAGGUUGUAGAUGAGGAAAACGCCAAGCAAAAGAAGAAGAACCCCAAGAGCUCACUCGGUGAUCUCGGCGAGAUCAUCUCCAAGAGAAAAGAUUAA